CUACUUGCUAUAAAUAAAGUACAAGCAAAGCAAAGAUGGCGUACGAGUCUUUUGGUGUUACCCUCAUGAUGGCGUACGAGUCGUGGUUGGUGGAGAGGGCGAAGGAGGAGCUGGAGAUGCUGGAAUCGCAGCAUCCCACCCGCUUCCACCAUCUCAAGCUCGAGCUCAAAUCGCUCAUCUCCCAACCCAACUUCGGCGCUCAACUCUUCCCCCGUGCUGUCGAUGAUGACGCCUUCGGUCCUCCUCUGGCUUCUGCUGCUGUUCCCACACAAGCGUCAUCUACUCGAAAGAGGAAGACUGAGACCGAGCGGCGGAGCCUGCAUCAGAAGAACAAGGCACAGAAGUCGUCAUCGGCAUCAAGACAAACCGGUGGACGUGAUGGGAGCCGGAAGAAGAGCGACAGCAGCGUAGAGGCAGCCAUAAGGCGUGCUCAAGCUUGCCUCAGGAGGAUUCAACAGGUUAAGCAAAGCUUGCUUUUUGCUAGCUAAGGCCAGUAAAGGUGCAAUGAAAGGCCAGCCGGGUUUGUUCUUUUACGAUGUUUUGGAGUGUCAACACUCUUUGUAACGUUUUCCAUGGUUGAUGAAAGUGUAUAUAUAUAUAUAUAUAUAUAUAUAUAUAUAUAUAAGGGUUAAACAAUAAUUAUUUCAGCUUCACAAUCCACAUUGUUCGAAAGAAAGAAGACAAUCAAAUCAAACCCGAAUUGUUCA
Molecule: messenger RNA, 707 nt
Organism: Musa acuminata AAA Group (dessert banana)
Lineage: Eukaryota; Viridiplantae; Streptophyta; Magnoliopsida; Zingiberales; Musaceae
Exons: 2
Coding region: 36-488 (150 amino acids)
Source: RefSeq, a predicted model, not a curated record